UCUGCGCGUCUAGAGAGCCCGGCGCUGCCCGCCAGGGUGAGCGUGCCCCCUUCGCCCUCUUCCUCUUCCUGCUGCCGCUUGACUCCCCCGCUCCCGCUCUGCCUCUGGGCAGAUGCCCCCUCUUCCUCCUCCCAGACCCCUCCUCGCCCGCUGAGGCGGCCCAGCCAUGACCGACGUGCCGCUGUGGUCUGUGCUCCCCAACGGGACCGAGGUCCCCCCGGCCCUGGGCUGGGCAGCGGGCAACGCGUCGGGCCCGGCCCCCAGGUGCUCUCUCACUAAGACGGGCUUCCAGUUCUACUACUUGCCCGCCGUGUACAUCCUGGUGUUCGUCACGGGCUUUCUGGGCAACAGCGUGGCCAUCUGGAUGUUCGCGUGCCACAUGAAGCCGUGGAGCGGCAUCUCCGUGUACAUGUUCAACCUGGCCCUGGCCGACUUCCUGUACGUGCUCACGCUGCCCGCGCUCAUCUUUUACUACCUCAACAAGACCGACUGGGUCUUUGGCGAGGCCAUGUGCAAGCUACAGCGCUUCAUCUUCCACGUGAACCUGUACGGCAGCAUCCUCUUCCUGGCCUGCAUCAGCGUGCACCGCUACACCGGGGUCGUCUACCCGCUCAAGUCCCUGGGCAGGCUCAAGAAGAAGAACGCCGUCUACAUCAGCGCGCUCGUGUGGGCCGUCGUGGUGGCCGCCAUCUCCCCCAUCCUCUUCUACUCUGGCACGGGCGUCCGCAGGAACAAGACCAUCACCUGCUACGACACCACCUCGGACGAGUACUUGCGCAGCUACUUCGUCUACAGCAUGUGCACCACAGUGGCCAUGUUCUGCGUUCCCUUCGUGCUCAUCCUGGGCUGCUACGGGCUCAUCGUGCGCGCUCUCAUCUACAACGACCUGGACAACUCGCCCCUCCGGAGGAAGUCCAUCUACCUGGUCAUCAUCGUGCUCACCGUCUUCGCGGUGUCCUACCUGCCCUUCCACGUCAUGAAAACGCUCAACCUGAGAGCUAGGCUGGACUUCCAGAGCCCGGGGAUGUGCGCCUUCAACGACAGGGUGUACGCCACUUACCAGGUGACCAGGGGGCUAGCCAGCCUCAACAGCUGUGUAGACCCCAUUCUCUACUUCCUGGCCGGGGACACUUUCAGGAGGAGACUGUCGAGGGCCACCAGGAAAGCUUCCAGAAGAAGUGAGGCAAAUUUGCAAUCUAAGAGCGAAGAUAUGACCCUCAAUAUACUGUCGGAGUAUAAGCAGAACGGAGACACGAGCCUAUGAAUUUCAGCACCCACGGGCUGCCCUGCCCGAGGGUCCCGAACACCUUCAUUUAAAAAACAAAACACCAAGCAAAACAAACAAGCAAAAAAACAACACCCAGAGUGAAAUGAUAAAUAGAGCCAGAAGAGUGGGGAGGGAGGGAGGAUCUGGGCUAAAGCUCUUAAACAAGAAUUCCUUUGGCGAAUUUAGAAAGACUCAGAUUAUUCUGAAGGGGGAGAGAGAAAGACAGACGAAAGACAGAGGCAGGGAGAGAUAAAGCAUUUAACUUUUUUUUUUUUUUCCCAAAUUGGAUCAUUUCCCCUAAGGUCAGUUUAUUAAAACAGUGAUCGCCAUGAAAUGCUUUUAAUUUAUGCUAGUUCAAAAUUGUCCUCUUUCAAACGUACAGGUAGGCAUGUGUACAAUCACAUUUAUAUUUGGGAUUUUUUUUUUGUAUUUAUAAUUUCUCCAGGAUAUAUGACUGGCUAUGACUUUAGGUGGUGCACCUGCAGUCUUUAUUAUGAUGAUUUUCCUACUUUGCAAUUCACAUGAGCACUCUACUGAUUCCCCACAUCCUCCAGAUAUUUAGGAUUAGAUCAGAUCCGAAAGCAAUCCUCCCAGUUCUUUAGGCAGCAAGUGAGGGGCCCCCUGGGGUUUGAAAGAAUAAAACAUUUUCUGUUAGUUUCUGAGCAUAAGUUUCUGACUGUCUUCACGUGGACGCUGGCUAGACAGAAGUCAUUGAGUUGAAAAAUCUUGAAAGGUGAUGAUUUUCUAAUUCUAAUUUUCAGAAAAAAAAUGUUUAUUAUAUCUUGGGUGCUAAAUAUUCGAUGGUGGAAAUCUAUUAAUUGUCUUGGACAGAGUCACAAAUUUAAAUUAUGAUAGUAAAUGGGUUUUGUUUCCUAUGAAAUAUCUUGGGAUGUUUGAAAUCUUAGGUAAACAUGCUGUUUAUUGGCAGUGUUGCUGUUUAAUACCACAGGGGUUGGUUUGUUUUCCAGGAUGAGCUUAUCCACAUCUGCAAAAACAUCCAAAAACAAAACAAAACAAAACUCUGAACUGAUGACUUAUAGGGCAAACUGACUAAAGUUGAAUUCACAUGUUAAGGCAAAGUGUAGCUGGGUAUGGUUAGUAUUUGGGUGUGAUUGGCAGCUUUCCAAAAUCUGCAUGCUCUAGAUAUUUAAAAAAAAUAAAGCCACGCGCGGCUAAAGCUUAAUUAUUGUCAUGUAGGAACCAGAACAAAAGUUCUGGGGGGAAAGGACCUCUUAAGUUAUCCUGAAAGAUGUUUGAAAGUAUUAUAACAGUAGUUGAACAUGCAUAAUUGAUAGGAAAAAAAUCUUAAAGUUUAUAAAUUUGGUUUAUAAAAGGACAAACCAUGAUCUACUUUUACUAGUCCUUGCUUUUAAAAAUGGGAGAGAAAAUACUGUAUUUAAAUACCUAAGAUCAUUGCUUGACAGCAUGGCAAAGCAGGCUAAAUGAUUAAUCAUGGAAAUUUUUUUUAAUUUUUUUAAGAAUUACUUUAAGAAGAGAUGGCUAAUGGGGGAGAGAGUCGUUUAUAUAUUACAGAUUUGCUCCUCUGGGCAUUAAUUGUCAAAUGCUUCCUACUUCUCUAAUGAUGCUCCUUCUGUGUUUGAACACAUUUUGAAAUUAUCACUCAAUCCCAGUCCUGUAAAUUUUUUUCACUAUAUAUUAUACAAACUUAUAGAGAUGAAUAUACUCUGCAUCCCCCAAACAAUCA
Messenger RNA from Gracilinanus agilis (Agile Gracile Mouse Opossum), 2972 nucleotides. It is a transcript of the gene P2RY1, whose product is annotated as purinergic receptor P2Y1. The record is from RefSeq and is a predicted model, not a curated record. Bases 167 to 1264 code for a protein of 365 amino acids. Gene Ontology annotation, molecular function: A1 adenosine receptor binding; G protein-coupled ATP receptor activity; ATP binding. The transcript has a single exon. Gene Ontology annotation, cellular component: plasma membrane. Gene Ontology annotation, biological process: phospholipase C-activating G protein-coupled receptor signaling pathway; platelet activation; relaxation of muscle. NCBI's taxonomy places the organism in Eukaryota, Metazoa, Chordata, Mammalia, Didelphimorphia, Didelphidae.